Molecule: messenger RNA, 2883 nt
Organism: Lecanosticta acicola
Lineage: Eukaryota; Fungi; Ascomycota; Dothideomycetes; Mycosphaerellales; Mycosphaerellaceae
Source: the annotation of a GenBank genome assembly
AUGAGUUCCAACAAUCCCUUCGAUAACGCCCACGCCGGGCCUAGUUCCAGUCGUGGCUCUUCUGCCACCCGACCUGGUCAUGGAAGGCCACAGUACAUGCAAGUCGGCACGGGCUCGACGUCGCAGAGCGCCGCAAGACUUCAGGCGCUGCUCGACGAUGACUCCGGGUAUGGUGGAAGCAUAACAGGCGACAAUACGAUGGAGAAUUCAUGGCAUCCUGGUCCGACUGCCGAUCGAUACACACCUGAGCAUACGCCACUACGACCAGGCGAGAGCAAUGCGGCUUCGGAGAACGAGAGGCGAGCGCUUGCCAGUCAUGUGCACCAACUAUUCUACAAUCAGAAUCGGACAGCCCUGGGCCGCGCUAUCACUCAGACCGUGGAGACGCUCAAAAAGCUGCAAGAGAUGAACGCAAAAUGGCCUGCGCACUACCCGACUGUACAAAGACCCCCAUCUCCGCCAGUCAGCAAACCAGAAGUGCGACCUGGAAUCGCGCAUACUCAGUCGACAUUCAAUAUCGAGGGGCAAGAGUCGCUACCGAGCAGGCCUCAGCCACCGAGACGCGCUGGUACAUCGCUUGGGGAACUGCGGGAGACAACUGCUGCGGAGUCUAGUGAGAAUGCUGCUGAAAAGGAACCUGCUCAGGCACCCAGACUCGUGACGCCUCAGCUUGCGCAAGAUUUCUCGGUCUUGAAGAUUGAACUGAAGGUGGAAGGGCUGGCACAGUCCGAGAUCGUGCAUUCGCUGGAGAAGCAGUCCGUUGCAUCUUUACUGGAUAACCAGAUUAAAAACAGCAUACGGCAUCUGUUUGCCCUCAGAGAACGGAUAGAAGAUACUUCAAGUAAAGUCCUCGUCACAGGCGACUUGAACGCGGGAAAGUCAACAUUUUGCAACGCCCUCCUUCGUCGGAAAGUCCUGCCGGAGGACCAGCAGCCAUGCACCGCCAUCUUUUGUGAAGUAUUGGACCAUCGAGAGAAUGGAGGAAUCGAGGAGGUACACGCAAUUCCGCAUGGUUUCGUCUACAACCGGAACGACGAAAGCACUUACUACGUCUAUUCGCUGAAGCAGCUCGAGGACGUUGUGGUAGACGCUGACCGGUACUCCAUGUGCAAGAUUUAUAUUAAGGAUAUUCGAUCAGUCGAUCAGUCGCUGCUCAACAACGGUGUCGUUGACAUUGCGCUGAUUGAUGCCCCGGGGCUCAACAACGAUUCUCUCAAGACAACGGCGGUCUUCGCACGACAAGAGGAGAUCGAUGUUGUCGUCUUCGUCGUGUCUGCUGCCAACCACUUCACUCUUUCGGCAAAGGAGUUUAUCUUCAAUGCCGCUCGAGAAAAGGCCUACAUGUUCAUGGUCGUCAACGGUUAUGACAACAUCCGAGAUAAGAAACGCUGCCAGGAAGGCAUUUUGAAGCAAAUUGCCCACCUGAGCCCCGCCACAUUCAAGGAGUCGUCAGAGCUGGUUCAUUUUGUCUCGAGCAAUAUGAUACCAGUUGCUCCCGCGCCUGAUGGCCCUCCUGGCGAUUCGGGCGGUAGCGGUGGUAGCUCCGGAGGUUCCUACUUCGAAGGACACCAUGGAAAUUCUGGAAAGGACGGCGAUGAUGAGGAGCCGAAGGGCAAGCAUGGCGAGCCUGGAUCUCCGCCCAAAGGCAAAGGCAAGGGCAAGGAGAAAGAAGCCAUGGACGACUUCAGCGAACUUGAGGCAUCGUUGAGGCGCUUCGUGCUGGAGAAGCGCGCGAGAUCGAAGUUGGCGCCGGCGAAGACAUACCUGAUGAACGUUCUCGGCGACCUCGGAACCCUCGCCGGCGUGAACAAGGAUGUCGCCCAGAAUGAGCUUGAUCGCGUGACGGAAGAACUGCGCAGGCUUGAACCUCAGGUCGACAAAUCGAAGAAAGCACGCACCGAUGCCGACGAGAGUGUCGCUACCAACAUUGAAGAGACGUCGAAAGAAGUAUACGCGCUGACGAGGAAUACCCUGAACGAUGGCAUUGCGCGUGUCGCGGAAAGCGAUCUUGGCGUGGUGUAUCCUGGAGUCUUCGGGGCGUACAGCUACGCCGAUGAUCUGAAAGCAGCGAUGUUGAACCAGAUCACGGAGACAGUAAGGUGGUGCGAGGAGCGUGCUCGCGAGAGGACAGUGCAAGGUGUGAGCAGCAUCAAAUCUCUCGGACUUUUGCAUUUAGGUGACCAAUACGUGGACCUCGCGUUCCGAUCUGAGAAGAUGUUCAAGAGCAGAAGAGAUGCACUUGCACGACAGGUGGACUUCGAAGCAGAGAUUUGGGACUUCUUCGACGUUGCCAGCUUAUGGGAGCGACAAGAGAAGGUGGCAAGCACCAGCAUGGCUGUCACCGUUGCCGGCGUGGUUGGUGGCAGAAUGCUGGGUGGAGUCGGGUGGCUCGAUGGAGCCAUGACUGCGACAAAGAUCGUGGGACCUAACAAUCUUAGAAGGAUGCUGCUUCCCGGAUUGGUCUUGGCUGGUAAGAUUUCCGUGCUCUUCAAUCCUUUGCAAAAUACUGAUUUCUUCGCAGUCACUCUCGGCGUGUCCUAUGCCGUCUCGCAGAUCCCACAUUCCCUCCCCCGCCGUCUGAGUACAAAGCUCGCGGCCCAGCUCGCGGCCUUGGACUACACUCACGCAAACUCUCUUCGCAUCAGCACAGAAGUGAGACGAGCACUCAAGUACCCAGCAGACAAGCUUCGUGAAGGCUUGCAGCGAAGUAUGGAGCAUCUGCAAGAGCAGAAGAAGGAAACGAUGAAGGUGCAGGCAGAAAGUGAGGUUGCCCGCAAGUACUUUGGAAACCUCGUUCGUGAAAGCAACGACAUCCGCAGCCGAGUGCAACGGGUUGACCUUGAAGGUCCUGCACCCGGAAUUGCGGCGAGCUAUGACAUGUAA